GAGAAUAGAGUACAGUCCAUCCUUCAAAAUUCAAAAUCAAAUCCAGAAGCGGCGAUGUGUAAUUUCUGAAGGAUAAAAGCCCAAAAUCUUAUUUCAAGGCGGCGAUGCGUAAAUCUCUGUUACUUCGCAUAUAUACUCCGAUUUCAAAGCGGUGAGUUUUAGUUAUAUAUAGUAUUUCCUUAGUACCAACAAUUUAAACUUUCACACAGUGGAAUUAGGGUUUCGCUUAUCAAAAAUCCCUAAAUCCUCAAAUCUCUCCCUCUAUCUUUUUUCCUUCAUUGAAUCUCUGCUAUAUCUGUAUCUUCAACAAUGGCCCCCGCCGCUAAAGACGACGGGUUGAAGAAGCUCGAAUACCUGUCACUCGUCUCCAAGGUUUGCUCUGAACUCGAAACGCAUUUAGGGUUUGGAGACAAAGUUCUCGCCGAGUUCAUCACCGAUUUGGGCAGAAACUGCGAGACCGUCGACGAAUUCGACUCGAAGCUGAAAGAGAAUGGUGCUGAGAUGCCCGAUUACUUUGUCCGUACGCUUUUGACGAUUAUCCACGCCAUUCUUCCUCCGAAGCCGAAGGAAUCGAAGAAGGAAAGCGUUGUGGACGGUGAGAAACCUAAGUAUGGUGCCCUAGCGAUUGCGGAUACUAGGGAAAGAGCUAAGGAGCUCGAUAGGGAAAUCGAACUGGAGGCCCGAGAGCGGCGUAGAGAGAGGGAAGAAGAAGAAGAAGCAGAAGAUAGGCAUAGAGGUAGAGACAGGGACAGAGAUAGAGAUAGAGGUAGAGGUAGAGGUAGAGAUAGGGACAGAGAUAGAGAUAGAGAUCGAAACAGAGAUGGAGAAAGAGAUCGAGACAGAAGAGAUAGGCGUGGUUACGACAGAGACGAGAGGCGUAGAGAAAGGGAUGUUGAAGAUGAUGAGUAUGAUGAUAGAAGAGACUACAGGAGUAAAGGAAGGCAUGGCGAUCGCCAUGAGAAGCAUUGGAGGGACGAUGAGAAUGAAGAUAAUAGUGGUAAUGUUGAUUAUAGGAGAGGCAAUAAGGAUCGGCGGUACCACUCAGAUGAGCCGGAAGUUUAUAAGGUUUACAAGGGAAAGGUUUCGAGAGUGAUGGACUCUGGCUGCUUCGUGCAAUUGAGUGAUUUUAAGGGGAAAGAGGGUAUAGUCCAUGUUUCGCAGAUUGCAACUCGGAGGAUUACUAAUGCCAAGGAUGUUGUGAAGCGGGAUCAGGAGGUUUAUGUGAAGGUGAUCUCUGUUUCGAAUCAGAAGAUGAGUCUUUCAAUGAGGGAUGUCGAUCAGCAUACUGGUAAGGAUCUUCUUCCGCUGCCGAAGGGUCCGGAGGAUGAUUUGAAUAGGGCAAACCCAACUGGGACGAGGGAGGGGCCUACUAUGAGGACGGGCCUUUCGGGGAUUAGGAUAGUGGAGGAGGAUGAUGUUGUUCCUUCCCGGAGACCGUUGAAGAGGAUGAGUUCGCCAGAGAAGUGGGAAGCGAAGCAGUUGAUUGCUUCAGGUGUUUUGACACUUGCAGACUAUCCCACUUAUGAUGAGGAAGGAGAUGGAUUAUUAUAUCAAGAAGAGGGUGCUGAGGAGGAGCUUGAGAUUGAGAUGAAUGAGGAUGAACCAGCGUUUCUACACGGGCAGAGCAGGUAUUCAAUGGAUAUGUCACCUGUGAAAAUUUUUAAGAAUCCAGAAGGGUCUUUGAGUCGUGCAGCGGCACUUCAGUCUGCGCUUAUAAAGGAGCGCAGAGAAGUAAGAGAACAGCAGCAGAGAACUAUGCUGGACUCUAUUCCUAAGGAUUUGAAUCGUCCUUGGGAAGACCCUAUGCCUGAGACGGGUGAGAGGCAUCUAGCACAGGAGCUUAGAGGUGUUGGUUUAUCAGCAUAUGAUAUGCCAGAGUGGAAGAAGGAUGCUUAUGGACAAUCACUUAGCUUUGGGCAGAGAUCGAAGCUGUCCAUUCAGGAGCAGAGGCAGAGCUUGCCAAUCUACAAAUUAAAGAAGGAACUCGUUCAGGCGGUGCAUGAAAAUCAAGUCCUAGUUGUAAUUGGUGAGACUGGUUCGGGUAAGACAACUCAGGUAACUCAGUAUCUAGCAGAAGCUGGAUACACAACGAAGGGUAAAAUUGGCUGUACUCAGCCCCGUAGGGUGGCUGCAAUGUCUGUGGCUAAGAGGGUUGCUGAAGAGUUUGGUUGUCGUUUGGGUGAGGAAGUUGGAUAUGCUAUUCGAUUUGAAGAUUGUACUGGUCCAGAUACUGUCAUCAAGUACAUGACUGAUGGUAUGCUUCUUAGGGAAAUUUUGAUCGAUGAAAACCUUUCUCAGUACUCUGUUGUUAUGCUUGAUGAAGCACACGAGAGGACUAUACACACAGAUGUUCUUUUUGGAUUACUCAAGCAACUAGUAAAACGGAGACCCGACCUGCGCUUGAUUGUCACGUCUGCAACACUGGAUGCGGAGAAGUUUUCAGGGUAUUUCUUUAACUGUAAUAUAUUUACAAUUCCUGGUAGAACUUUUCCUGUUGAGAUACUCUACACCAAACAGCCAGAAAGUGAUUACCUGGAUGCAUCUCUAAUUACUGUGCUACAGAUCCACUUGACAGAACCUGAAGGAGACAUCCUUCUCUUCUUGACUGGUCAGGAGGAGAUUGAUUUUGCGUGCCAGUCUCUUUAUGAAAGGAUGAAGGGGCUAGGUAAAAAUGUUCCAGAAUUGAUUAUUCUACCGGUUUAUAGUGCACUUCCUAGUGAAAUGCAGUCAAGGAUAUUUGAACCUGCACCUCCGGGGAAGAGGAAAGUGGUAGUUGCUACCAAUAUCGCUGAGGCAUCUUUGACAAUUGAUGGAAUUUAUUAUGUUAUUGAUCCUGGGUUUGCAAAGCAGAAUGUGUAUAACCCAAAGCAAGGGCUUGAUUCGCUGGUCAUAACUCCUAUUUCACAAGCUUCAGCCAAGCAGAGAGCUGGGCGUGCUGGGCGUACGGGACCUGGGAAAUGUUAUCGUCUCUACACAGAGAGUGCAUACCGCAAUGAGAUGUCCCCUACUUCAAUUCCUGAAAUACAGAGGAUAAAUCUUGGGUUGACUACGCUUACCAUGAAAGCUAUGGGGAUAAAUGAUCUUCUGUCUUUUGAUUUCAUGGAUCCACCUUCUCCCCAAGCUCUCAUUUCUGCCAUGGAACAGCUGUACAGUCUAGGAGCUCUUGAUGAGGAGGGGCUUCUGACCAAAUUGGGCCGGAAAAUGGCAGAAUUUCCUCUUGAACCACCAUUAUCUAAGAUGCUGCUUGCCAGUGUGGACCUUGGAUGCAGUGAUGAGAUUUUGACUAUCAUUGCAAUGAUUCAAACAGGGAAUAUCUUCUACAGGCCUAGAGAGAAACAAGCACAAGCUGAUCAGAAGAGGGCCAAGUUUUUCCAGCCAGAGGGAGACCAUCUGACAUUACUUGCGGUUUAUGAGGCUUGGAAAAGUAAUAACUUUUCUGGGCCCUGGUGUUUUGAGAACUUUGUUCAGUCUAGAUCCUUGAGGAGGGCACAGGAUGUCAGAAAACAGCUACUCACCAUCAUGGACAAAUAUAAAUUGGACGUAGUGGCUGCUGGGAGAAAUUUUACAAAGAUCCGAAAGGCGAUUACUGCAGGGUUCUUUUUCCAUGCAUCUAGAAAGGACCCACAAGAGGGCUAUAGGACCCUAGUAGAGAACCAACCGGUCUAUAUACAUCCAAGCAGUGCUCUUUUCCAGAGGCAACCUGACUGGGUCAUCUACCAUGAGCUGGUGAUGACUACAAAGGAGUACAUGCGAGAGGUCACAGUUAUUGAUCCUAAAUGGCUCGUGGAACUGGCGCCUAGAUUUUUCAAAGUAGCAGAUUCUACAAAGUUGAGCAAGCGAAAACGACAAGAAAGGAUUGAGCCACUCUAUGACAGAUAUCAUGAGCCGAAUUCUUGGCGUUUGAGUAAACGCCGUGCUUGAGAUGUAUUAGCGUCAUUCAUUUUGAUUAUGAGUAUUGCUGUAAAUGCUGUUUUCCUUGUAUAAUUUUCUGAUUAUAUUUUGACAUGCUAGAGACCCUUGAAAUGAUAAUGAUCAAAAGUUUUCCCAAAUUUGAGAUGUUGGGUCAUUUGCUGGUUUUCAGUUAA
This is a messenger RNA of Quercus robur (English oak), 4085 nucleotides long. Its product is annotated as probable pre-mRNA-splicing factor ATP-dependent RNA helicase DEAH5. Bases 310 to 3921 code for a protein of 1203 amino acids. The record is from RefSeq and is a predicted model, not a curated record. Gene Ontology annotation, biological process: spliceosomal complex disassembly; mRNA splicing, via spliceosome. Gene Ontology annotation, cellular component: catalytic step 2 spliceosome; intracellular anatomical structure. The transcript has 2 exons. Gene Ontology annotation, molecular function: ATP binding; RNA helicase activity; RNA binding. Lineage: Eukaryota; Viridiplantae; Streptophyta; Magnoliopsida; Fagales; Fagaceae.